AUGGCGUCCACCAAGCACAGAUACAUCUUCCGGCGUUACUACAAGGAUAGUAAGGCAAAUAUCUAUGGGGUUGCCGUUCUCGCCCGGCGGAUGGGAUGGAAGAACUUUAUUAUCGCUGAUGAGCUGACGAAGCGUCAACUUCGGGGUGAAUCGCUUGAGUUCGAGGAUGAGAGCCUGACCGUGGUGCUCGUUAUGUUCUGGCCAACGCCCUCAAAACCACAGUCGACCACUAGUGAAGGUCUCAAUCAGCCUUCCCUCUGCAUUAAUAAUCACCCUGAAGAUUACGGUCUUGAGCUGGCAAAUCCCGGUCGUGCUGCCUUUACACCGAAUGAUGUGUCUAUCACGGGACGUGAGGAGCUAGAGACUCUUGUUAGGAAAACCCUUACUGCAGAUGACGCCUCUGCCGCUCGAGAUAAUAGACCGGAUCGCUGGCCUGCUGCACGAUACAGGCGGACGAGCGUUCAACAAUCCAACAUAUUCAAGUUGCUGCAAGAUAGGACAUUCGUGUUCGUCUAA
Messenger RNA from Aspergillus calidoustus, 516 nucleotides. Lineage: Eukaryota; Fungi; Ascomycota; Eurotiomycetes; Eurotiales; Aspergillaceae. The record is from the annotation of a GenBank genome assembly.